Stegastes partitus (bicolor damselfish) is the source of this 5779-nucleotide messenger RNA. RefSeq names its product MAP kinase-activating death domain protein-like. The annotation marks the transcript as partial. The record is from RefSeq and is a predicted model, not a curated record. The transcript has 22 exons. Gene Ontology annotation, molecular function: guanyl-nucleotide exchange factor activity. Gene Ontology annotation, cellular component: cytosol. Gene Ontology annotation, biological process: regulation of apoptotic process; regulation of Rab protein signal transduction. NCBI's taxonomy places the organism in Eukaryota, Metazoa, Chordata, Actinopteri, Pomacentridae.
CGGUAGCGACAGCGAGGCGUACGAUGACUCCAGCUCGUCCUAUUCCUCACUUGGAGACCUCGUGAGCGAGAUGAUUCAAGGCGACAUCCAGGGAGACACGCCGAGCUUGGACCCGCCCACUCACGCCGCCCUGGGAGACGCCAGCGAGGUUGAGUUUCAAGACUUCCACGACUUCAGGGAAGGGCACAGCGCGGAGGGUCCGCCCGGCGGGGACGGGCCCGCCGAAACGUCGGACGGACAACCCCUCCGAUCGAGCUCCAGCACAACCGCAAGCUCCAGUCCAAGCACAAUCAUCCAGGGCGUCAACAACGAGCAGGGCGAAGUACCUGAAAUCGAAGCCUCAGCGAGCGCCGCCUUACAGAACCCUGUCCCCGGACUGGGCAGCCAGCCGUUCCUCAGACCCGCAGCCGAUGCCGGUCUGGUGGAUCCAGCCAACAAAAAGCAAGAGUAUGACAACCCGUACUUUGAGCCUCAGUAUGGCUUCCCCUCAGAGGAUGAUCCUGAUGCAGAGGAGCAAGUGGAAUCAUACACCCCUCGAUUCAACCAGAACCUCAAUGGCAACAAAGCUCAGCGUCCUUUACGUCCCAGCAGCCUGAGGCUUCCAGGAGAGUCUGACGGAGAAGACUCACGCAACAGCUCGCCCAACUCCACCAUCUCCAACAGCAGCAACGACGGAUUCGGAGGACUCAUGUCCUUUGCCAGCAACCUUUACAAGAACCACGGCACCAGCUUCAGUCUGUCCAAUCUGGCUCUUCCCAACAAGGCGGCGAGGGAGAAAGCAACACCUUUCCCCAGUCUGAAAGGCGCUCGUGCACCUCGGGCACUCGUGGACCAGAAGUCGUCGGUGAUCAAACACAGUCCGACGGUGAAGAGAGAGUCGCCCUCUCCUCAGGGUCGAGUCAACAACACCAGUGAGAACCAGCAGUUCCUGAAGGAGGUGGUGCAGAGCGUCCUGGACGGCCAGGGCGUCGGCUGGCUCAACAUGAAGAAGGUCCGACGCCUGCUGGAGAACGAGCAGCUGCGCGUCUUCGUGCUGAGCAAACUGAACCGAGCCGUGCAGUCGGAGGAGGACGCCCGGCAGGAGAUCAUCCGAGACGUGGAGGUGAGCAGGAAGGUGUAUAAAGGCAUGCUGGACAUCUUGAAGUGCACGGUUUCCAGUCUGGAGCACUCGUACACCAACGCCGGCCUCGGAGGAAUGGCCAGCGUCUUCAGCUUGCUGGAAAUAGCUCGAACACAUUACCAAACCAAAGGAUCCGAAGGAGCGAAGCAGCAGCGUCCUCAGGUGGCCGACGCCGAGGAGAAGAAAUCUCAGAUCAGUGCCGACAGCGGCCUCAGCGUCGCGUCCGGAUCUCAGAAAAGCGACACCGAGUCGGUGACGAGCUCGGAGCCGCCGAUCCUGACGAGGAGCACCAGCCAGGACUCGGAGGCCAGCACAGUGAUCAGCAACAGCUCCGGAGAGACUCUGGGCGCCGACAGCGACCUGAGCAGCACAGCAGGCGACGGACUCGGAGGCAGAACCGCUCCUCAUUUGGCUCAGUCCAGAGGGACGCUCUCCGACAGCGAGAUCGAAACCAACCCGGCCACCAGCGCCGUGUUUGGGAAAACCCACACUCUGAAACCCGGCGCCAAAGACCACGUCCCCGCGGUGGCCAAGGCUCCGCCCGCUCAGCCCAUGGAGGACAUCAGCAUGAGGAUUUACCUGUGUGAAGGCCUGCUGGGUAAGGAACGCUCCACGCUGUGGGACCAGGUCCAGUUCUGGGAGGACGCCUUCCUCGACGCUGUGAUGUUGGAGCGGGAGGGGAUGGGCAUGGACCAGGGCCCUCAGGAGAUGAUCGAAAGAUAUUUGUCUCUUGGAGAUCACGAUCGCAAACGUCUGGAGGACGACGAGGACAGACUUUUGGCCACUUUGCUGCACAACAUGAUCGCUUACAUGCUGAUGAUGAAAGUGAGCAAAAACGACGUCAGGAAGAAAGUGAGGCGCCUGAUGGGGAAGUCCCACAUCGGCCUCACGUACAGCCAAGAGAUCAACGAGAUUCUGGACAAACUGGCCAACAUGAACGGCCGCGAGCUGUCCAUCCGGCCCAGCGGAAGCCGACACAUCAAGAAACAGACGUUUGUCGUCCACGCCGGCACCGACACCACAGGAGACAUCUUCUUCAUGGAGGUCUGCGACGACUGCAUCGUGCUGCGCAGCAACAUCGGCACCGUCUACGAGCGCUGGUGGUACGAGAAGCUCAUCAACAUGACCUACUGCCCCAAGACCAAGGUGCUGUGUCUGUGGAGACGCAACGGCCAGGAGACGCAGCUCAACAAGUUCUAUACCAAAAAGUGUCGUGAGCUCUACUACUGUGUUAAAGACAGCAUGGAGAGAGCCGCAGCCAGACAGCAGAGCAUUAAACCAGGUCCGGAGCUGGGCGGCGAGUUUCCCGUCCAGGACAUGAAGACGGGCGAAGGCGGACUCCUGCAGGUCACGCUGGAGGGAAUCAACCUCAAGUUCAUGCACAGCCAGGUUUUCAUAGAGCUGAGUCACAUUAAAAAGUGCAAUACAGUGAAGGGAGUCUUUGUCCUGGAGGAAUUUGUUCCUGAAACUAAAGAAGUGGUGAUCCACAAGUACAAGACCCCCAUGGCUCACCAGAUCUGUUACUCCGUCCUCUGUCUUUUCUCGUACGUGGCGGCGGUGAAGGGGAAGGAGGCGGAAGGAGGAAAACCCAAGAUGCUGUCGCCGAGGCCCCUGCCCAGUUAGUGUCCGGCCCGGCUCGGCCCGGCCCGGCCUCCCCCUCCUCCGACCUCGGCCUGCCUCUCUACUUGAAAAAAAAAAAAACAAAAAACGCCACCUCGGCUCUGAAAAGACUCUCGACAAUCCCCGACUCUACUCUAAGCACAGCGCUCUCCUGUACAUACCUCUGUUUCUUUCUUUUUUCUUUUUUUAGACGUGUUUGCUCCGUGAUGUCGUUGUAAAUACCCUCGUCCAGAUGUUCGCCCUACGCUUAAACCUCCCGCUCCGUGUGAACGUCUUGUCCGCUGUUUUUAACCGACGGCUCGAGUGCAUGCAGGUCCCGUGCACAAGCCUCGACAUCCACUACGGCGUCGCUCCUUCCUCCUCUUCCUCUUCCUCUUCCUCCUCGUCUCCCUCCAUUCGACUGUGUGAGUUCGUUCUGUGCCGUGUGGUUUCCCGUGAAGUCGUCGUGCAGGAUGUCGAUGAAAACCGCACCAGAGCGCCGCAUGUAAACGCUUCUCCUACGUGGUGUUUUUUUGAAAACCCUGUGAGUGUUCUAGACCGGAUUACCGUCGUAGUUCUGCUGUAAAACUUUCUCGUCUGUGGUCUGCUGUUAUAUCGGUUGCAUGUUACUAUGGCGACGACAAAUAAAUAUUAUAUAUAUUUCUAUAUAUAGUAUUUAUUUAAUAUAUACAUACAUAUAUAUUGACUGUACAUUUCUCUGAGGAAAAAAAAAAAAAAGUUAUAAAAAUUGUCGAUUUGCUAGAUGUGCAAUACUCAAUAAGACGUAGUUAGCCAUUGCCAGAGUGUCCCUCCUCCAGUGAACUGGCUCCAACAGGGUGAAGAAUGUACCACACAGGGGUUCUGUUCUGUUUGUUUUUCUUCUAUUGAUUGAGGUGAAUAUUCAGCGUGACGUGAACGUUCGUCCUCGUGUCGGUCAGGAGGCGACGGCGGCUGCGUUGGUCUUUAAGGAAGUCGUUUGUAUUUUAGGCACAUUUCUGGUCGGUUGUGUGGAAGCAGGUGUUUUAAAGCUCCUCAGCGGUUGUUUCGCUGCCUUCUGUGAAACUUUAGGCGUCCUGCAGCCUCGGACACAUUCAUCUGGACUCUAACAGCGAGUCGUGGGGACGCUGCUGUAGAUGUUAUCGUCUUCUCGCUGCUUGUAAGUGUUGAAACCGUCGACUGCAGGCUGCACAGAAGGCCUCUUUGAUGGCACACGUUUGGUGUUUCACAGACUUCCUGCUACUGACGAUGUCGGCCGCAAAGUCGUCGAUCUGUACCUUGAAAUCUGCUUAAAAUUGCUGCGUCCAAAUAUUUGUACGUCCACGAAAAGUUCAAUUACACGUUAGAAAAACAUUCGAAGGCGUUAGAGCGAAAAUUCUUAGUUGGACACAACUGGAAUGAGUUUUAAAUCUGUAUUUGGGGUUUUCCUUCUUCAUUCUGGUCGUUAUUCAGAAUCUAAAACUCUCCGUCGUUCAGCUCAUCGUGCAUCUAAACGCUCAGACUGAGGCAGCUGGUCUUGAUUCAGUAACUUGAAGAUGUUUCACCGUUUAUCUGAAACUUUUCUUCAGUUUAGUUCAGAUAAAAGCUGGAACGUCUUCAAGAAACUCAACUCCAGCUGCCUUCAGUAGAACAUUUAGGAGAACGUGUCUUUAGUUUUCCAGACACGGGGUCGUAUGUUCUGAUGAUUUCUGUUCGAAGCAGCGACUUUUGCUGGAACAGAAUCUGUAAAUUUACAGCUACAGGUCGACCAGUCGGGCUUUCUUUCGUCGAUUUAUACAGACGACAUGACCGGAAAAAAGGUCAAGAGGCAGACAGAUUAGGAAAAAUCUAAAUAUUUUCCAAGUCCAUGAACGUUCGUCGCUGUCAGGUGAUAGUUUAAGACCCUGAUGAGAAGUAAGACAAACGUCUGAGUGAAAAGUUUUAGUUGGAUGCGACUGUAAGGAGUUUAAAACUUCCUCAUUGUGGCGACAUGGUGACGAUAAAACCGCUUCGAAACGUCUGAGUGCUGGAUCUGCUUCAGUUCUUUGAAGAUGUUUUUAUCUGAAACGUUUCUUCAGUUCUGACUGAAAAACUAAACUGAGAACAGAAGGACGAUGAGAUCAAACCGACUUAAAAAUGUCUUUGGCCUUCAGUCUUCUGCCCGAGGCGACGACCUUCUGCUGCCGACGAUAUGUUUAAAUUUCCAGCUGCAGCUCUUUCUGUGUCCGUCUAUAAAGACUAAACGACAGAAAAAUGAUGUCAAGUUUCACGAGAAGCAGAUAAAUGGAAAGUUACUGAAGACGGAGCCGCUUGGCCUUUCGUAACUCGAUUUAUAGGCUGAAUAAAAACAUCAUUUGGUUGAAACAAAUCGAUUGUGAAGCCCCAGAAUCUAAUCCGACUUCUUCCAGUUGCUUGUUUUGACCGAGAUGUUUAAAAUAAGAUGUCGGAAAACUUGAAACGAGAAGAGAAACGCCUGCUUUCACAGAAACCGAUGAGCAGCCGUCCCUGUCGUUCGGCCGACUGACCGACGGACGCCUGCACAUCAUCGAGUCUUAACGUCGUGUUCGUUCCAAGAUGGUGGAGGUUCCUUCUCCGGCCGCCUGCCUCCACAGGAAGAGCGUCUCCGGGUUCGUUCGUGUGCAGCGAACAGUUUCUCCAGAUCAGCAAUAUAACCGGUGGAUCGGCCCCCCGAAGAGGUUUUAUUUUCAUCCUGAUGAUGUAUUUUUUAGUAACUGUGCAGAGAGGAAGUAAUCAGUAGGACGUCCACGAGAUGCUCGCUCCAGAAAAAAAAUAAAAUAAAAUAAAAAAACACAGGAGCGUCUUUCAAACCUGAUCUGGGGAUUUUCUGCUGAGUUUAAAAGAAAAAAAAAAAAAAAAAGUAUGUUUGACUUUUUGUUUGUUUUCUUUUUUUAAAAACUGGAUUAUCGCAGCUCAUCUCUGUCACUGUGUUCGCCGACUGCUGUAAAGAGAAGGAAUAAAAUAAUAAAAAAGAACUGAGAUGAAAGGUGUAAGUACUCCAGUAUUUGAAAAAGUAUUUAUAGAACAUGUACAGCUUUGGCAAUAUAAUAAAGUUGUCCCACAUGA